UAUUUUAAGCUAUUAUUAUAUAUUCCGUGACAGAAAAUUUGAAAGGAAACAGAUUAUCAUGAUGUGGUCUAGUAAUAUGUAGGGUUGUGACGUCAUACCACAGUAUGAUCCUAAGUGUGAUGGAUAAUCUGUGUGAAGGAUGCCAAGUGCAAGAAAGUAGACUUGAGAUAGAGACGACUACACAACUACUAGACUUGUAAUAAAUGGGAUAAGGCCAAGCGAAUCGUUAUAUUAUUGAUAACUUUAUAUUUGUGGAUAUAAAAUACGGUAACUGUUAUAAAUGUACCUGUAAUUGAUAGAUGCUGCUGCAAACACAAAAUUGGUGUUGCUCAUCGCUGUGCAAACCACUGGAAGCAAAGCGAGUAGACACUGCCACACUUGGUACCUUCCAAAACCACUCACCAGCUCUGAUAAACUUUCCCCGAUUGAUACUUUCACCACAUCAUCGGACUUUUCCAUUUCCAUUAUCAUUUUGAGCACAUAAAUACAAUAAAGCAGUCAAUAUAAUAAAUUGGACAAAUAUUUCUUCUGCAGUGAACCUAUCGCGAUUACACUUUAAGGUAGAAAACAGAGUAUGGUCAAUAGCAGGAAAGCAAGUGUAUUUGAAAAACCCUUAGAUCUUGAUGAUGUGUUGGUUAAGGAGUUAGGACAGUUUGGACUGUUCCAGUUGAAGAACAUUGCCCUUGUCGCAAUACCUAUCAUUAUGUCAGCGUUUAUGAGUGAAUUCGUUUUUUCUGCGGCUGCUGUACCACACAGAUGUCGUAUUCCAGAAUGUGGAGAGGAUGGAAAAUUGCACGAAUAUGAUCCGGAGUGGAUCUUAAAUGCUGUACCGGAGACGGACUCGGGAUUUUCCAGCUGUCAAAGAUACGUUUCUCGAGGUGUAGGUACUAAUGGUUCUCUCGAUUAUUGUCCAGCUAAUCUCUUCAACAACUUGGAAACUGUUGAGUGUGACGGUUACGUGUAUGCGAGAGACAACUCCGUUGUGUACGAGUUUGAUCUCGGGUGUCAAGAUUGGCUUCGUGCGUUAGCAGGUACUCUUAACAGCAUAGGAACAUUGCUAGUGCUGCCGAUCACUGGUUACGUUUCCGAUCGAUUUGGUCGCAAGUGGGCUCUAAUAAUCAGCGUCUUCAAUUUGGGUCUCAUCGGUCUCAUCCGCGCCUUCUCCGUCAAUUACACCAUGUACAUGAUUCUUCAAAUCUUACAAACUACACUCGGAGCAGGGACAUUUAGUUCUGCCUAUAUUUUUGCUACUGAACUUGUUGGUCCGAAAUAUCGUGUACUUACAAGUGCCACAUGUUCGUCAAUGUUUGCGGUCGGACAAGUAAUACUUGGUGGAGUCGCUUGGUUGAUCCAUCCCUGGCGGUACAUGAUAAUGGCCCUUCACAUUCCUUGUUUACUUAUUAUUGGCUACUACUGGAUUUUGACAGAAAGUGUGAGGUGGCUCCUUUCAAAGAGGAAGUUUGUUGAAGCGAAGAACGUUCUGGAGACCGUUGCGAGGGUAAAUAAGACGCAUAUCAGUGAAAAAAGCUUGGAAGCAUUGAUGAACACAUCGCAACCGUCCGUUUCAGCUGUUGAAGUGUCUGAUGUUGAAAAGCCUGGGUUGGUUCGGAAUAUAGUAAAUUCUCGGACUUUACUUCGCCGAGUAUGCACCACUCCUAUCUGGUGGAUCACCACCACAUUCGUGUACUAUGGGCUGUCCAUCAACUCGACUGGUCUCUCUGAUACAAUGCACUUGAAUUACAUUCUGACAUGUGCUAUUGAAAUUCCUGGCUUUUAUACUGCAGUUCUCGUACUUGACAGAAUCGGUAGAAAGGCCACACUCUCGACAGGAUUUUUCUUCAGCGCUGCGUGUAAUAUAGUUUUCGUCUUUAUUCCCAACGAUUUAUAUGUUCUGCGUUUGAUCAUCUUCUUGCUGGGUAAGUUUGGGAUCUCAGUAGUGAUGACGUCAGUGUACCUGUUCACUUCGGAAUUGUAUCCCACUGAGUUCCGUCACAGUCUGCUCGCUUUCUCGUCAAUGAUCGGUCGCAUAGGAUCCAUCACAGCUCCGCUAACUCCUAUACUUACGGUGUAUUGGCACGGCAUCCCCUCGAUGUUAUUUGGCGGUAUGGGUAUCAUCGCUGGUCUGCUAGUGCUCACACAACCCGAAACUUUAGGCACGAAAAUGCCAGAUACGCUAGCUGAAGCUGAAGCUCUUGGCAAGAAGGACUCCAAACUUGAACGAUCGAGCUGAUUGUAAUAUUCUACGGAUCUGUAUUUUUUGUUAAGAAAUGUUUCAUACGCCUUAUGUUUUGUAGAACAACUAAAGUUUAAUUGAAAUAAAUAACAUCUUUAACUAUAAUAAUUGUAAAUAUUAAGCUAGAUCUUACAAUAAAGUA
Messenger RNA from Nymphalis io (European peacock), 2375 nucleotides. Its product is annotated as organic cation transporter protein-like. Gene Ontology annotation, cellular component: membrane. Bases 575 to 2230 code for a protein of 551 amino acids. Gene Ontology annotation, molecular function: transmembrane transporter activity. Gene Ontology annotation, biological process: transmembrane transport. NCBI's taxonomy places the organism in Eukaryota, Metazoa, Arthropoda, Insecta, Lepidoptera, Nymphalidae. The transcript has 8 exons. The record is from RefSeq and is a predicted model, not a curated record.